Messenger RNA from Monopterus albus (swamp eel), 4153 nucleotides. Its product is annotated as rho GTPase-activating protein 29. Bases 89 to 4153 code for a protein of 1354 amino acids. The transcript has 21 exons. Lineage: Eukaryota; Metazoa; Chordata; Actinopteri; Synbranchiformes; Synbranchidae. The record is from RefSeq and is a predicted model, not a curated record. Gene Ontology annotation, biological process: activation of GTPase activity; signal transduction. Gene Ontology annotation, cellular component: cytoplasm. Gene Ontology annotation, molecular function: GTPase activator activity.
UGAGACAGAUCACACACAGGGUCUGUCACCACACCUUUCCAAACCCCACACAAGAUCUGUGUCAGCCGGAUCCACCAAGACCUUGGGUAUGGGCCGCAGCUCCACAAAACCCAACCCCCUGAGCAGCAUGGGACUAACAUCUUGGUUUGCUGGGGCACCAGGAGUGGACCCGGAGUAUGUAAUGCAGCUGGUCAAUGAUGUGCGUUGGUUUUCUGAUGUGCUGCUCAACCUCAAGGAUGCAUUCCAGUGUAAAGAAAAUCAGGACGGUCUUCAGGAGGUGGUGCAGGAACGUUUGUCAGAGUUACUCCGCGUCCUCAAGGCUGUCAUCAGCAAACACCAGACCCUCAACUCUGUAGACAUCCUGGGAGCAGCUGGCACAGUCAUUGCCAAAGUCAAAGGCGUUGACUUCAAGGAAGUGAACCCAGAAAAGAAAAAAGCUAUUUUUGGCGAAAUACACACAUCCAUUGACACUUUGGCUUUCACAUUCGGCAAUGUAGUUUCUGACUUCCUUAUGGGAGAUGUGGAGAGUGGCCCAGGGUUGGGGACCCCCCAGACCAGGAGAAGCAGAUCUUUUGACAACCUCUCUGUGGAUCCCGGAGUAUAUGUUUCAGAAAAAAGUGACCUUGUGGGCUCAGACGUGCCGUUGUCACGGGAGGAAGAAGUUGACUUGACCCUGUUGAAGAAUGACAGCGGGGUGGAGUCUGCUCUACUCUACGCCAAAGCCUGGUCCAAGUAUAUCAAAGACCUUCUGGCGUGGAUGGAGAAAAGACUGGCCAUGGAUAUUGAAUAUGCUAAAUGUUAUGCCAAAAUGGCAGAGUCUGCAAAGACACUGGCCAGUCAACAGGACUACAUGCCAUUCAGUGAUAUCUAUGUUUCUACAUUCAAGAAAGACACAGAAUACAACCAGCUCCUUACUCAAACUGCAACAGCUCUUCAAACCAAUAAAUUCAUACAGCCUCUUCUGGCCCGCAAAAAUGAGCUGGACAAGUUGAGGAAAGACCUCAAGGAACAGUGGCAGAGGGAGCAGAAGAAAAUGCAAGAGGCAGAUGCAACCUUGCGUAAAGCCCGGGUGCUGAAGGCUCAGAGGAGAGAAGAGUACCACAAGGCCCAGUCAUCUACCAACCGCUCCCAGGAGGAGCAGUCUAAUAAUGCUGGUAACAAACAGCUGGAGAAGAAGAGGAGGCUGGAGGAGGAGGCUCUGCAGAAGGCGGAGGAGGCCCAGGAUCAGUAUCAGAGCUGUAUGGCUGAUGCAGGCAUCAGGAGAACGGAUCUGGCCAAUGCUAAGAGCAGUAUUCUCACACAGAUCCGAGAGUUGGUCUUCCAGUGUGAUCUUACACUAAAAGCUGUGACUGUGAACUGGUUCCAGAUGCAGCAGGCGCAGACUGUGUUGCUCCCUGCCCACUACCAGGCCCUGAGUGAGAGCGCUAAGUUGUAUGAACCAGGCGAAUGCUAUGCUGAGUUUGUCCGGAACCUGCCCAAAAAUCUGCCUAAGGAGCGUUUACACUUAGACUCCAUGUCUUCUGACAAUACCAGGCAUAUGUUCAACAAAAGGUCAGUGGGCAGCACUCACUCAUCUCAUGGCAACCUGUCUCAAGCAUCCAUUACCUCCUGUGACGUGCUGAGUGGAGACGAAGUGGACAGUCCUCUUACCCGGCCAGCAAAGAUCAGCAAGCAGAGGUCAAACAGCAGCACAGACAUACAAGCCCUGAAAAGCCAGGCUCCACUGAGAGCCUGGGCCUCCAGUGGUCAGGGGAGCCAGGGUGGGAUGUGCAGUGACUCAGAGAGUGCUGGAGGGAGCAGUGAAUCGAGGUCCAUGGACUCCCCCACCGCCAGCCCGGGCGACUUUAAACGACGGCUGCCAAGAACUCCCUCCACUGGGACCAUGUCUUCUGCUGAUGACUUGGAUGAGAGGGAGCCACCGUCGCCCUCAGAUAAUGGUCUGGCAGAGAUGGUGACAGACACGGCCAGUUCUCCUGGUCCUUUCCGAAAUGCUCAGAUGUCCAAAGCUGCUCAAACCCAUAAGCUGAGAAAACUGCGAGCCCCAUCUAAGUGCAGGGAAUGUGAUAGUCUGGUUGUUUUCCAUGGAGCUGAGUGUGAGGAGUGCUCCCUGGCCUGCCAUAAAAAGUGUCUGGAGACGCUUGCUAUCCAGUGUGGCCAUAAAAAGCUCCAAGGCAGACUGCACCUGUUUGGUAUUGACUUUGCCCAGGCAGCAAAAAACAGCCCAGAUGGUAUCCCCUUUAUCAUCAAGAAGUGCACGUCGGAGAUUGAGAGCCGUGCCCUCAACAUCAAGGGGAUUUAUCGUGUAAACGGUGCAAAAUCACGUGUUGAGAAGCUUUGUCAGGCGUUUGAAAAUGGGAAGGAUUUGGUUGAGCUGUCUGACCUCUCACCUCAUGACAUCGGCAAUGUCCUCAAACUCUACCUGAGACAGUUACCAGAGCCACUGAUUCUAUAUCGAUACUACAACGACUUCAUCGGCCUGGCCAAAGAGUGUCAGAGAGUGAUAGUGGAGGAGACUGAUAAACCUCCGAGCACCCAGACAGGAGACAAAGGUGGGCCAAGCAUCCAGCUCAACAGAGUGAUUUUCAAGAUUCGAGAUCUGCUCCGCCAGCUGCCUACAGCCAACUACAGGACUCUGCGCUACCUUAUAGCACACCUAAACAGAGUGUCAAAGCAGGCAGAAGAAAACAAGAUGACCGCAAGUAACCUGGGCAUUAUCUUUGGCCCCACUCUGGUGAAGCCACAGCAGAUAGAUGCAGACGUGUCCCUGUCAUCCCUGGUGGACUACCCCUACCAGGCCCUGAUGGUGGAGCUGCUAGUGCGACACUUCUCAGUGGUCUUUGACGUAUUGCAACUGUCUGGCUCUGACAUUGCCACAACUGGCCAGGCAUCCCCUAAACUUAACCCUCAAGAGAAGCUGCAGCGACUCAGCAGACACUCAGCUUCUCUAAUGGAUCUCAAAGAGAGUGCCAAAACCUACAAAAGAUACUCAUCAGUGAUCCCAUCCUCUCACAUCCUGGAUGAGGCACAGGAGGUCCACCACGGAAGAGACAUGACAGAUGGCUCCGCCCUGGCCAGACUCAAUGGGGUCCAGACAUCUAGUGGUGGAGAAGUCCAGAGGUCAACCUUAGUGUACAGCCGUCCCAGCAUCACUACUCCUUCUUCUUCCAGUGUGGCACCAAAGGUCCAGCUACGGACCCAGCGCACCAGACAUGUGUCUCGACCAGUCAGUAUGCCGCUGGAACGCCUGCCCACACCCACCCUGAUCAGCGAGAGGAAUAAUCGAAACACUGCUGCUAAUGCUGAUACAAGCUCCGCUGAGCGUGACCUUGUCACAGAAACUAUACAGGAGACGCCAGAGCCAGAGAAGGCUCGCCAAAGUAGCUCAUCCAGGGUUAGCACCUACUACAUCACACCUUUCAUUGACACACAGACAAUGCAAAGAAAAGCAUGGGACCGGAAGUACAAGCACUAUGAUGUUACACCCAGGACUGCUAUGAUUGUGGCCAACCUGCCAAAUGCCAGCUCUGGAGUACAACCUAUAAAGGCAACGGUGCCUGUCACUGUUAAUUCAACUGUAACCACUGCCUCUGUGGUUUCUACCACAAGCAGUGUGAGUACUUUAUUCUCCAACAGCCCCUACACAGUGUCAGUUAAGCCUGUCUGGACCUCUAAAAGGGAGAAUGACACAGAAAAUUCAGUCAGUGAGUCUAACAGCUCAGCAAACCUUCCUCUAACCCUCAGGGCACCGAGGACUCUGCAGCCUCCUCCUGGGACUUUUUACAAGCCCCCUGUUUUCGUUAACAGCAGAGACAGGACACUUCCAAACACGAUUACUGCUGUUACCACCACCACCACCACCUCUGCAGUCACUCCAGUCAGCCCUGUCCAGGUAGACGCUCCAUCCCCUGUCCUUGCAAGCCUCCCACAGACCCGGCUCCAGUCACAGGACUCUACUGACAGUGCCAUUGACCCUGGGACCUCCUCUACCCUUUCACCCCCCCAGUCCCCAGUCUCAAGCAGCCCUGAUAACCUCAGCCCCAGUGAGACUAAGCCUGUCUACCAAAGACUGCGACCUCGGCGACUGCAGGAAUUUGGUAUUUGUGCCAUAGUGUAUUCCUGGGGUAAACAUUUUUAUCAACAGAGUGGCCUAUGA